This is a messenger RNA of Oreochromis aureus, 3788 nucleotides long. RefSeq names its product nucleotide-binding oligomerization domain-containing protein 1-like. Gene Ontology annotation, molecular function: ATP hydrolysis activity. Lineage: Eukaryota; Metazoa; Chordata; Actinopteri; Cichliformes; Cichlidae. The transcript has 8 exons. Bases 1303 to 3639 code for a protein of 778 amino acids. The record is from RefSeq and is a predicted model, not a curated record. Gene Ontology annotation, biological process: regulation of apoptotic process.
UUUAACAUAAUACAAACUAAAGCAGAACAGAAACAAAACAUCCAAAACUUUUAUUCUUCUUGGGAAACAGACAAUGUAGCAGGACACAGCCAGGAGAUAAAACAUGACAAAGGAUGAGUGGUGACUGAGCGAAUACACACAAACACAGAAUAACAACAACAUAAGACAGGAAAUAAAUAACACUGAGACCAGGAGUAAGACUUAGACGGACGGGUCUGACACAGAGAUAGAAGACAAAACACACAAGACUGAGGGAACAGAAUGGGAACACAAGAGGGGGUUAACCUAAAGAUUUAAAAACUGAGAACUAAAGACAUGAAACCACAACACCAAAGGUAUAAGGAAAUAAUAAGACAUGAAGACACUAAGAAAUAACAGAGAUAUUAACAUAUAAUCAAAACAGAAUACCAAACUAUAAAACAAAGAUGAUCAAAGAAAACCCAAAACAUCCCCAAAGCUUAAAGACACAGGGACCGUGGCAACACUAUGUUUUAAUAAGAAAUAUUAAGUUUCAUCUAAAAUCUGUUUUACUGGACUUAACAUAAAAUAUUUUUUUAAAGUCUAAUUUUAGACUUGAUUCAUCUUAAAUACUUCUGAAAUGAUAAGUUCAUUUUUAAAGUACUUAACGUGUAUCAUGUUGUUUGUUUCAUUUGUAUAGUUUUUUUCAAUAAUCAAAAGAAGAAAAAAUCUACAUAGAAACUAUUAUUUGAAGUAAUAUAGUAUAUUGGUGCAUUGUGUACACUGCUUGGUAAACAUAAGAGGACUAUGUCUGUGAAGGUUCUCAGUCAUUCACGUCAUCGUAGUUUAAGGAGCUUGGAAAAAGAAAAGCGUCUGGACUUAAGAGGACUAGUUUUGACGUUUUCUGGUCCAACGGUGGCAUCCAGUGGACCCUCCAGGCAUUAAGAGUUCCGCUUUUUACAGGAUGCGUUCUUAUGAAAACUGGGAGUAACGACAUGACUGGCGGCAUUUUUCUAAACCAACGCAUGGACACACGCAGAAAAUAAAACAGUCUGUGUGAUAUCUGAACACAGUGCCAUACAGGCACCUCCAGCUGACAGAAACAACUGGAAAACACGGACCGGAUUACCGGAUUACGAUGCUAGACGGACUUCAACCUGUCCAUGGUGUACCUCACCUGUCGCCCCAUGGCAGCCAAACUAGACCCCAGACCCCACCGACUGAACUGUGACCUGGACAGAAAGGUGCAGAGUGCACGCAGAGUUCAGCAGAGUGCAGAAGGCACUGGAAAAGUCAAAUCAGUGAAGUUGGUUCAGAGUGAAGGACACACCGAACUCAGAAAACAUGGCUUGUACAUCACAGUCUGCCAAAAAUUAUGUCAAGACUGCCAGAGUCCAUCUUGUGAGAGAAUUGAAGAAUCUGUCUGUGAUUGUGCAGAAUUUGAAUCAGAAAGGAGUUCUUGGUGAGGAAGAGGUCAGCUUAAUACAGGCAGAGAAAACUGAUGAAAACAAAAGAAGAAUGAUACUGGACUCAGUCAUUAAAAAAGGGGAAGCAGCCUGCUAUGAGUUACUCAAGAUUAUAGACAUGACGAGGAAGAGGACUUUAGGGAGGCUUCCUUUUCUUUCUGAGAAAACGAAUGAAACUUCCAGAGAGACCAAGUUUGACCUGCACCACUGGAUCAGCUGCUUUUCUUUCAAGGAAGAACCACAAAUGGACAGGAACUACUUACAAGGACCGAGGCCGUGCCACAGAUAUCAGGAAAAGUUAAAAUUAAAAGUAAAGAAAAUAUUAAAUGACUUUUGGGCAUCAAGUAAAAACCUGUUUGAAGAAAACAAGAAGCCUGAUCUCUUGUACAUUUCUCUUAUAUUAGACACACAGAGCAAUGCUUCUCCAUGUAAAAUAAAGAAACUGAAGAAAAAGAAAAGCAAGCUGAGUCGCCCUAAAAAGCUAAGGACAUACAUCCCUGAAGAGAAACCAGACAUUUCUCCCUGUGAGCUGCUGAAAACAGAUAAAAACAUAGUCUUGGUUGGAAAACCUGGUAUUGGAAAGACAGCGCUGACUCAUGAAAUGCUGAGACUCUGGGCAGAAAGAGAAAGCAAAGAGCUUGAUUACAUGUUUUACUUUGACAUGAGGGAAAAAGCACACAUCACGAAUGUUAAAAACUUGGAGGAUCUGCUUUUCACUGUGUUCAGUGAACCAGAUGAAGGCAAAGAUGAGGUCUUACAGGAUAUAAAGAGACACUCUGAUAACGUCACAAUCAUUUUUGAUGGACUCACAGAUCUCUCUUCACCAGUGGUGGAGAAACUUCUGAACAAAGACCUGCUGCCGCUCGCAAAGAUCAUCAUAACAUGCAGAGCAGAUGAUGAGGAUGAAGACUUGUUUUCUGGGAACUUUGACAGAGUGGAGGUGAAAGGCUUUAGUGAGCAGACUAUAAAAACAUAUUUAUCUGCAACACUCGGUGAAGAUCAGAAGAAAGUUUUGAGUAACUUGGAACUGAUAACUCUUUGUCAUGUCCCCAUGUAUGCACUGAUGGUGGCUGCUUGCGUUUCAUCAAAACAUGUACCACAGCCAUGUACAAUAACUGAGAUAUACAUCAAUAUUGUUCGAUUCUGCCUUCAGAUAAACAGCAAAACAAAGAAAAAAGAUCUAAAUUCGUUCAUCAGCACCAAAACGGAAGAAAUUCUGUCUCUGGCUGAAGUUGCUUUUCUUGCAACUCAACAAAAAUCUGUGAACCUGACAAACCUGACCUGUAAAGACAGCUGUGUCUUGUCCUUCCUGAAACCACUUCUCAUUAAGGAGGCCGUGACUGAAACAAUAACCACACAUGCAUUUCUCCAUUACACAGUGCAGGAGUUUUUUGCAGCACUGUGGCUCCUAACAAAUCCUGAUAAAAUCAGAGAUGUUUUUCAGCAGUGCCUCACAGAGGAGAAGAAACACAUGAAACAUCUGAUCCCCUUCAUGUGUCGACUGUUGAAUGAGAAGAGCCCAAGUUUGAUGAAGCAUCUGAUUCCAGAUCAGGACCUGAAGAAUACAUCUAACUGGUACUUCAAGGAGCUGAUAAACACAUUUCUUCCUCAUCUGUGUGAGCAAGAAGAGGCUGAUACUGAGGACAGUGGGCUCCAUGUUGUCAUACUGUUCUUAUGCCAGUGCUUGUAUGAGUCCCAGAGUCCUGAAGCGUGCAUCUACCUUCUGGACAAACUGGACUACCAUCUUGACCUCAGUGGAGAGAGUCUGGAUCCUUACCCUUGCUGUGCUGUGGCCUAUGUGGUCACUCAGUCAAAGGAAAGGAAAAUAAGGCUGAACCUCGAGGACGUGAUCAUAUCCGAACAAGGAAUGAGACAGCUGUUCAGAUGCCUUGAAAAUGUUGAGUGGUCUGACCUUCUGCCUCAACAGCUUUGGAAAGCUUUCCUUCUCAGCGAAGAGCAGAUGGACUUCGUAACCUUACUCAGUCUUGAUGGAAAUCAUUUGCACCUUCCAAGUCAAGGUGAAAAGCAGCUGUUUGAAAGAGCUGUGGAAGUCAUGCAGUGGAUGUCUACAAAGGUUAAUGUCUGCCUCUACUGGGACAGAGAAACUCCUGCCUGUCAGAGUCUGUCUUCAGAUGUCCAUCUUUUUGGAGCCAAGAGAAAUACCAUGGGACACUGGAGAAGGAGCAGGAAAAUCUGUUCAUGGAUUUAUGCCUGAAAGCAGCACUUAAUAACGGAGCGAAAUUUUACAAUGUUGCGAAGAAGCUUCUUUCAUUGUUUCAUGUUAAAACUGAGUUAGAAAACAUCCUUCUUGAUUUAUAUCAACAUAUUAAAAGCAGAGGAUUUUCAGUUAACUUUGAAACACUG